AUGUGUUCCAGACAACUUGGGGUGGCUUAUGCGUGCGCAACAACUGGUGCUGUCGUCACAGCUCUAGGCACAAAGUCGCUGAUACAGGGUAGAUCUUUACUUGCAAGAUUUGUGCCUUUCUUCGGCGUCGUGGCGGCCAACUGUGUCAACAUUCCGAUCAUGAGAUAUCACGAAUUGCGAGACGGGAUCUCGGUGUACACAGAGAACAAUACUCUCUUGGGGAAGUCUAAAAUUGCGGCCAAGAACGCUAUUGCUGCCGUUGUCUUCAGCCGUAUCGUCAUGGCUUUUCCUAGCAUGAGUCUGACGCCGGUGGUGAUGCAUCGCCUGGAGCGGAGGCCGUUCCUGAGGAAAAAUCCCGUUCUCCUGGGCCCUGUCAGCAUCCUCCUCACGGGCUUCGUCCUGCUCUUCGCAACCCCACUCGCCUGCGCCAUCUUCUCACAAAAAGUCUGGGUCCCCAUCCAACAACUCGAGCCACACCUCAAAGAAGGAACCGAUCCCAACGUUGGCAGAGUUUACUACAAUAAAGGUCUCUAAUUUAUCAACUUAUCAUAUCGGAUCAUCGCUUCGGAGACCUUUCUUCCAAUUUUUGCCGCAU
This is a messenger RNA of Bemisia tabaci, 595 nucleotides long. NCBI's taxonomy places the organism in Eukaryota, Metazoa, Arthropoda, Insecta, Hemiptera, Aleyrodidae. The record is from RefSeq and is a predicted model, not a curated record.